Messenger RNA from Silurus meridionalis, 2587 nucleotides. It is a transcript of the gene haus5, whose product is annotated as HAUS augmin-like complex, subunit 5. The transcript has 19 exons. Gene Ontology annotation, cellular component: centrosome; HAUS complex. The coding region runs from base 179 to 2116 and encodes 645 amino acids. Gene Ontology annotation, biological process: spindle assembly; centrosome cycle. The record is from RefSeq and is a predicted model, not a curated record. NCBI's taxonomy places the organism in Eukaryota, Metazoa, Chordata, Actinopteri, Siluriformes, Siluridae.
AGAGCAAGAAUAGGUGGGAUUAGUCCGAAAACGGGUGGCUCAAGGAUAACGUUUGUGAGCUGUCCGUUUUGUAGGUCUCUGACGAGGGAAUAAUAAUUAUUAAUUUGUUUAAUUAUUGUGGAAUUGUUUAUAAAAGUUGUAAAAAAGGGCUGUAUAGGGAAGUAAUUAGCUGAUAAAAAUGGGGAGUUUGGUUCUGGAGCUGAAGCGUUGGGCGGCGGAGGAGCUGGAUUUACCUCCUCACAAACUCCCACACGACAGCUACAUCAAAACGUUAUGUGUCGGUGCAGGAGCCUCAAUUUGGAAAUAUGUCAUACAGCAUGUUUAUAGUGAGAGGAAGGUCCGACUCAUGCGAGGGAAUCUUCAGUGGUACAAAGUUCUCCAGAAUAAAGAGCUGAAGCAAGUGGAGGGACAAAAUGCAGAUGCUCGGCGUGGGACGUUGCAGAAGGAGAUCUCCGAGCUGCAGACUGAACUCUUUCACAUAGACCAGAAGAUCAGCACGGCCGAGGAGCAGCUCGCUAACGAAGAGCAGAGUGUGAACCGACAUUUUGCUCAGUACGAGGAGAGCCGACUCCGGGAGCUGAUGCUCGAUUCCUUCAGGAUGCGCUGCGCCGAGGAACGUGACGCUCUCACGCGCCACACGCAGACCAUCAGCGUCCAGCGUCAGGCGUUCGAACAGCUCGCCAGGAAAGCCGAGGUGAACGUAGCGUUCGGAGGAUCUGAUGGUGGAGAUGGCAGCACGGCCACAGAGCCUCUGGUUUUGAGGAACGUUCGGGAUCUCUGCAGGGACCGAGUGCUGUUCUUCCAGUCUCUGCAGGAUGACAUGCUGAAGUCCACUUCUUCAGACUUUACACCUGAACAGAGAAGUGCAGCUUAUCAGCACUGGCUCAGUUCCGUGGAGGACGUGCUGCGAGCUUACCCACCCAAUCAGCUCCUUUUGGCUCUGCAGGCUUUGGCUUCCAAACAGCAGGUGGCGCUGGAGGAGAAAAUCGCAGCUUUGGAUGUGGAACGUGACGUUUCUGCUCUCGGUUUCAGGUAUGAGAGCGAUCAUCUGCUCGACGUGUCUGUGGAGGAAGAGGAGGACUUGCCACCUGUACGCAGUCUGUUACAGUCUGCGUGGGAGGAGGUGGAGCAGAGUUACAUGCACCUGGCUGCAGUACGGAGUAGAGUUAAGAGAAUGAACGCUGAUCUCGAGGCUCUACAGAAGGAGGUCCAGCUGAGGAUUCUGAGGCAGGAUGAUCUCAUUAACCCUGUGGCCCAGAGUGUGUUUGAGUUGGAGCUGCAGGUGGUGAGACAGGCAGCGGUCAGAGACAGCGUGCGAGAGCAGUGCACUCGACUCCAGCAGGAGAACCGAGAGAAGCGCGAGGCUCUGCGCAGCCUCCACACACAGUGGCAAAGCAUCAUGGACUUCAGGCAGCUUGUGGAUAUUAGACAGGAACAGAUACGGAGUCUGAUCAAAGGAAACUCCACCAUGAAGACCGAACUCGCACGUGUUCACUCAGAGCUGAGGCGUUUUGUGCGUGAGAAGCUCAGUCCUCAGUUUGGAGGCGUGACCCGCUCUGCUAAUGAGCUGCGGAACUCCGUGUCCCAGGAGGCCAAGCUCUUUAACUCGGUGUCUCUGGCUGCUCUGGAUCGCAGGACUGUAGACGGGGACAGAAUCCCGGCGGAUCAGUUCUCCUUGAACCGUGUCGACUCUCCGGCUCUGCAUGUCCUCCGUCAGAGCCUCAACACACCCCUAUACAUGGCACCCGAGUUGUUGUUCUCUCAGGCGGUGUCUCAGAGGCUGCAGCUGCGUUUCCUGCGUCGCCUCCUGCAGCUGCAUACAGACUCUCUAACGGACACACAGAACCGGACAGCACAGCUGCCUGCUCCUAAUCAGCAGGCUUUGAUGCAGUGUGUGAAAGUGGAGGAUGCAGCCUUGCUGCAGUCUCUGUUGCCUCGAAUUCAGGAUUUGACACAGAGGUGCUCGAAGGGCGUGGCCUACGCGAGUCAGGUCAACACAGCCAUCACACACUGGUGGGAGCAGCCGGCCCAGUUUGCUCUGCCAGACGUGCAGCAGGACGGACUGACUUUCCAGCAGUGGCUGCAGAGAUGGAAACUGGCUACGAAGGCGCGUUAAUCUACAGGCGAAGCGCAGCGUCGGUCCUCUAAAGCUACAACUUGUACUUCUGAAUAAUGGUCCGCUUCUCCGUUUUCAUCAAAGGUUUAUUUUUUAUUGAAAUGUACGAGUUUUUUUACAGCGGAACUCAAUCGCACAGGCGUCCAAGAAAACGGUCCUGUUUUUCAGUGUAGUCAGUUUCUUUUUAAGAAAAAGAGGAGGUGGGGCCAAGCAGGUCUAUUCCUGGGGGAGGGUGGAUGCUGAAGCUUGAAUUGAAGAGGGUUCGUAAGGUGUGUGUGUGUGAGACAGAAAAAAGAAUCAGGCAGCGCUGCUCAUUCAGGGUGGUUUGUAAUGUAAAUCUUUCCAGCUCCACUUGAUGGCAUCAUUCAGACAGACAUGUUUCUGUACACUCAUGAUUUUUUUUUUUUUUUUAAAUACAUAUUUUACAAUUUUCUCUCCAAUAAACAACGAGAACGAAUUUUCGCCUCCUGA